GUGGCCCUUCUGGAAGCAAUUGUUGGCUGCCGCUGCGGAGUACAGCGAGCCACAAAAGGUUGCCUGUACACAGCGACGGGUGAUUUCUGGGACCCCUGCACCACUUGUCGCUUCUGUUCACCCUCGACGUUCAACUGGUUCUUCGUCCCUUCAACCUUCACUUCCUUUCUCACCUUCAUUGUUGUAUGCACAGGAUGCUAUUCAACUUCGGGGUGUAACACAAUCGAUUUUUUUUUUGCCCUUUCUUCCGACCGUCCGUGACUCCAUCUCGCUACUGAGUGGCGCCUUUUGGAACACGGCCGACACACUCUUUUUCUAUUGGAUUCGCCAACAAACACCUUUUUGGUUGACAGCUCGUUCACUCCUUUACGGCUUGUCUCCUUUCUGCUAUUUACACUUCUUCACCCUGCCUCCCUGCCUCCCCCGACGACGAACAUCAAAACUCGUGAAAAAAAAAGACCAGAUAAGUCAGCAUGGACUACCAUCCGCGCCGGUUCGCUGGUGGCAUCGAGUCCCUGGUACCUACAUCAGUGCUGCAGGUCAGGUCGUCGGCCAGCUCAGAGGUACAAUCCAAUCCAACCAUCGCACCCUAUACCACAGCGCUAAAUGGUGUCAACCAGACGCAGAACAAUCUAUUUAGAGACUUACUUUGGAUCAGUCUGGGAGCCGUUGGUGUCAUCAUCUUACUUAUCAGAAUAGCAGAGCUAGCAUGGGCCAAGUUACGCCAGGUAUCGGCCAUGUCGGUGCCGCGGGAGAAGCAAGGCUACUGGAAGAUUUCUCAAUGGAGCUGGAUGCCGGGCAUGAAGAAGCAUAUGAUAUAUGCUCCUCUGUUUGGGAAACGCCACAAUCGAGAGUUUCGCUUUUCAUCUGCCAUCAACGUGGGCACCCUGCCGUCACGGCUGCACGCCACCCUCCUGUUCUUGUACCUUGCUAGUAACAUUGCGUACAUGUUCAUCCUUGACUGGACUCAACCAAACUACUAUUCCUUUUGCGCCGAGUUGCGAGGCCGAGCCGGCACCUUGGGCCUUGUCAACAUGGUUCCCUUGAUCAUCAUGGCUGGACGAAACAACCCUCUGAUCAAGCUUUUGCAAAUCAGCUUCGACACAUACAACCUCCUGCACCGGUGGAUGGGCCGUAUCGUUGUUAUCGAGAUCCUCAUCCAUACCAUUGCCUGGGCCAUCCCAAGCAUUGCUAACAGCGGCUGGGCUGGCGCUUGGAAAGCCGUUACCCACAGCGCGUUUCUCGGAUCUGGAGGCCUCGGCACUCUGGCUUUGUUGUUGAUCUUCAUCCAGGCCGUCUCGCCUCUUCGACAUGCCUUUUAUGAGACAUUUCUCAACCUUCACAUUCUCCUUGCUGCCGUGGCAUUUGCUGGCACAUGGAUCCACUGCGUUACCGCCAGUAUCCCGGGUGGCCUUCCUCAGCUGUCUUGGAUUAUUACCAUUGUAUCGCUCUGGAUUGCCGACCGAUUCGCCCGAAUUGCUCGCCUAGCGUGGGUCAACUGGUCCGACAAGGGCUUUGCAGAUGCUCUGUGCGAACCCAUGCCUGGCGACGUCACGAGAGUCACUUUCCGCCUGCCGCGAUAUGUUGACAUCAAGCCAGGAACUCAUGCCUAUCUUCGCUUCUGGGGCGUUAACGCAUGGGAGAGCCACCCCUUUUCCAUCGCUUGGGUAGAGCAUGAGGUCCAGCACUCCCUGCCUUCGUCUGAGAAGGAACCCCUCACCGCGCUGGACCGCAGCAGUGCCUACACUUUGGUGUCGUUCCUCAUCGGCGCCCAGACCGGCAUGACACGAAAGCUCUUCAAUACGGCUAGAGCCUCAGAGCAAGGUGUUCGAAUGAAGGCGGCGCUGGAAGGUCCGUACGCUGGACACCACAGCCUCGACUCCUACGGCCACGCUGUCCUAUUUGCCGGCUCUACAGGCAUCACUCACCAGAUUUCCUACAUUCGACACCUGCUCAACGGCUACAACGAAGGUACCGUUGCGACGCGGCGAGUUACGCUUGUCUGGAUUAUCCGGGAGUAUGAAUCCCUAGAGUGGGUCCGUCCUUUCAUGGACCAGAUCCUGCGAAUUCCCAACCGCAAAGACAUCCUCCGCAUCCAAGUAUUUGUCACACGACCCCAGAACCCUCGCGACAUUGCCAGUACUAGCUCGACCGUCAAGAUGUUCCCCGGACGACCUAACGUUCCGUUACUGCUGGCUAAGGAAGUCCAGGAACAGACUGGAGCCAUGGUGGUCAGCGUCUGUGGGCCCGGUGCUUUAGCAGACGAUGUGCGAGGCGCCGUUCGGGCGGUACAGGGCCACACGGUAAUCGAUUUCAUCGAAGAAAGCUUUACUUGGUGAUUUACGUGUAUACAUAUACUACUACUAUCUGGGCGCUAUGAAAGGAUUUUUUUUUUCUAUUCUACAAAGCAUUCUUUCAUACGAUACUAGAUGGGGAAACCGAGGAGUUAGCC
Trichoderma asperellum CBS 433.97 is the source of this 2452-nucleotide messenger RNA. RefSeq lists its product as uncharacterized. Gene Ontology annotation, cellular component: plasma membrane. Gene Ontology annotation, biological process: intracellular iron ion homeostasis; copper ion import; iron ion transport. Lineage: Eukaryota; Fungi; Ascomycota; Sordariomycetes; Hypocreales; Hypocreaceae. Gene Ontology annotation, molecular function: ferric-chelate reductase activity. The record is from RefSeq and is a predicted model, not a curated record.